Molecule: messenger RNA, 8867 nt
Organism: Anguilla rostrata (American eel)
Lineage: Eukaryota; Metazoa; Chordata; Actinopteri; Anguilliformes; Anguillidae
Product: calmodulin-regulated spectrin-associated protein 2-like
Exons: 18
Coding region: 549-4958 (1469 amino acids)
Biological process (GO): neuron projection development; negative regulation of microtubule depolymerization; cytoplasmic microtubule organization
Cellular component (GO): microtubule minus-end
Molecular function (GO): spectrin binding; calmodulin binding; microtubule minus-end binding
Source: RefSeq, a predicted model, not a curated record
AUGGGCUACAACCUAAUACAGACAGUGCGGCAGGAAAACCGCAGCGAGAGGGGAAAGACUGAGAUUCAACAGAAGAACUGGAACCGUAAAAUUCCAAGCCAAAAAUAUGGAAAUUAAUAGUCACAGACCGUUUGUCUACGCGGCAAGUCUUCUUCGGGAUGGAUUCUGAGUUCUUUCUCCCUACGAAAAAAAAAUAUGCAGGCUGAUUAAAAAUGGUGAAAUGCUAAAAUAGUCACAGUCGUUUGGGGACAAUGCUUGAGAAUGGAUGAGAAUUACAAGGGGGCUAGUCACUGCAGUUCCCGGGUUUGCUCGCUGGAUUGACCACGCCAACCCGGUGGAAAUAUAACUGAACAGAGUCUCUAUUCCACUUGGGCAUGUAAAUAUCACUGUGCUUCAUCAGGAAGAAAACUGUAUGUGGAAUCUCAAAACGCAAAGAAAGUAACGUUUGGUGCAUUAAAAAUUCCAUUGGAGGGAUGUCAUCUGCUUCCGUUGCUUGGUAGCAAACCAUCUGUUUCAUAAAACGGGAAUUGACACUUCAGGGUGUUACUAUGGGUGAUGUGACGGACGGAAAAGAAAUUAAAAAGACCUUUAUCGUUCCAGCCAUAAAAGCUUUUGAUCAUUAUGAUUUUAAUAGGGCUAAAAUCCGUUGUAGCCUGACAUGGCUGGUGGCCAAAGCCUUUGGGACAGACAGUGUCCCGGAGGAUCUGAAGGAGCCGUUCUACACGGACCAGUACAGCCAGGAGCACAUCAAGCCGCCGGUGGUGAACCUGCUGCUGUCGGCGGAGCUGUACUGCCGGGCCGGGAGCCUCAUCCUGAAGAGCGACGCCGCCAAGCCGCUGCUGGGGCACGACGCCGUCAUCCAGGCGCUGGCGCAGAAGGGCCUGUACGUCACCGACCAGGAGCGGCUCGUCACCGAGAGGGACCUCUGCAAGAGGCCAAUCAAGAUGAGUGCCCACCUGGCCAUGAUUGACACCUUGAUGAUGGCGUACACGGCGGAGAUGGUCAGCCUGGAGAGGGUGGUGUCCUGCCUGCAGAAGUACCGCCCCCUGGAUGCAGAGGACGACGUGCCCUACGACACUGAGGAGGCGGUGACCAGCUGGAUAAACAAGGUUAACGAAUACUUGAAAGACAUCAUCGCUCAGGAGCAGAAGAUUGGGGAGGCGUGGAGCGAGGAUCCGGCAGGCCCCCGGGCUCGCUUCAGGAAGGAGCACACGCUGCCUCGCCAGGUGCCCUGUUUCCCCCUGGUGGACAAUCUCCUGAAGGACAACACAGAUGGGUGUGCGCUUGCUGCCCUGGUUCACUUCUACUGCCCUGACGCUGUCCGUCUGGAAGAUAUUUGUCUGAAGGAGGUGAUGUCACUGGCUGACAGUCUGUACAACCUCCAGCUAAUCCAGGAGUUCUGCCAGGAGAACUUGAACCGCUGCUGCCACUUCACACUGGAGGACAUGCUCUAUGCCUCCUCUUCUGUAAAGAAUAACUACCUUGUGUUCAUGGCCGAGCUGUUCUGGUGGUUCGAAGUGGUCAAACCUUCCUUCGUCCGACCUCGUGUUCUAAAUGUCAAAGACCCUGCUCUGCAGUUAACAGAUGUGCCCACAGUGUCCAAUUCUAACGUUACCAGAGAAAGCUUUAUCGACGCACCUGCCAGUCCAAGCCAGCCCAGUCUGUCUCUCAGGCCACAACCUAAGACCUCCCCUUCAGGUGUUAUAAAACGAUCAACCUCAAUGUCUUACAUGGAUGGGUGUGUUGGGACAUGGCCAAAAGAGAAAAGGUCCUCGGCUCAUGGGAUAUCCUUUGACAUCCCGUUUGACAGAGAUGACAUGACCCAGCCAGCUGUGGGGCGAGGUAUGAGCAGAUCGGCCAGCACAGAUGGGCUGGGCCACAGGUUCGCCCACGCCCCCCGGAACAUCAGGCGGAACCUGUCCUUCCAGCCAGUCAACGGCCAGAGCGGGCGGGGCAUCGAGGAGGAGGAGGGCCUUCAGCCGGGGUUCUCCAACGGGCUGGAGCCGGACGAGCACGGGCCCCCCGGGGCCACGCCCAGCAUUGAAGAGGCCCUGAAGAUCAUCCACAGCCCGGAGCGGCCCGGCGGCGGGCUGCCGGCAGACAGGGCCGGCAACGGGUUCUUCCUCCACGGGCGGGACGGCGGGGACGCCGCGUGUGCCAAGGGCCAGGCGGCGGACGACCAGGACUCGGCCUCCACGGAGAUGGACACGGGGAUCCACGUGCGCACCGAGGACAUCCAGGACGAGGACUCGUCCCUGAGGGACUACACGGCCAGCAUGGACUCGGACGCCGACCACGAGUACGAGCCGGGGCCCGGGCACCCGCCGUGCGACGGCCCCAGCCCCGCCCCCAGCUCCCUGAGCGGGCCGUCCCGCGCCGGAAGCUCCGCCUCCUCCGGCUCCGGCGGCGUGCGCAUGACCAGCUUCGCCGAGCAGAAGUUCCGGAAGCUCAACCACCACCACCACCAGCUCGGCGAGGGGCGGAGCAGCGGGAGCGGCUACGCGAAGACCACGCCCGAGAGCUCCGAGCCCGGCGUUCCGCACUCGGUGGCCUGGGCCCCCGUGCCUGAGGAGGGGGGCCCCGCCCGUGCCCGUUCCCUGCCCUCUUCGCCACGGGACCCCACCCAUCUGCUGGCCUCUGAGAUGCUGCAGCUGAAGAUGAAGCUGGAGGAGAAGAGGCGGGCCAUCGAGGCGCAGAAGAAGAAGGUGGAGGCGGCCUUCACCCGCCACCGCCAGCGCAUGGGCCGCACGGCCUUCCUCAACGUGGUGAGGAAGAAAGGGGGCGGGGCCUCGCCGCUGAGGGAGGAGGCGGCCGGCUCGGAGGCCAGCGGGCCUCCCGCCUCCCCCGACUGCGACGCCCGGCCCCCCAGGGCGGCGGAGGAGGAAGGGGAGGAGGAGGAGAGCGCCCGCCCGGGGAAGGCGCCGGACGGGGCGGAGCAGGGCCACGGCGGGUGGUCGCGGUCGCCCGGCGAGGAGGGCGGGGCGGCGGGGGAGGCGGACCUGGCGGAGUACACGCGCUCCAUCGAGAGGCUGAACACCUCGCUCAGCUUCCUGCAGACGGAGAUGCAGCGGCUGGCGCAGCAGCAGGAGGUGAUCAUGCAGAUGAGGGAGCAUCAGUCCUGGGCCGCGUCCCCACCCGCCGGCCCCGCCCCCUCGCCGCAGAGGCAAGUGCACGAGCUCCGGGGGUCCGCCGCCCGCUCGGCGGGCUCGCUCUCGCCGGUCCUGUCCUCCGGCGGGUCCCCGCGCCCCUCCCACCGCUCGCCCACCACCAUCAAGAGGAAGUCGGCCUCCUUCCACUCGCGCACGCCGCGCACGCCCAGGCCCAGCGAGCUCAAGAUCGCCCCCUUCAGCCGCAUGCUCAACACGCCGCAGUCCGUGGACAGCCUGCCCCGCCUGAGGCGUUUCUCGCCGAGCCAAACCCAGCUCAGCUCCUUCGCCUACUUUGGGCACGAUGAACCCCCCCCUUCCCCUUCCUCUUCCCCCGCCCCCACCCACACGCCUCCCCCUGACCCCGCCCCCGAGCCCCAGGAGCAAGACGGCGGCCCCAGGGAACCUAAACCAGAGCGGCCCAACCACCGGAUGUCUGCGGGACCGUCUUCUCCAUACUGGUGGGCGCAGGAGGUGGAGAGGGACCCACGUUCGCAGGGCCCAAAUGAACCUAAAGCUCCCCCCAUUUCGGAGGUGCUGACCCAGCCCGUCGCGCAGGUGGUCAGGGUGACCCCCGUAAAACACGACCACACCCUGAAUACCAGCAGCAGGAACCUGAUCGAGGUGCCCCUGUCUGUAGUGAAGGCCCCGGAGGCCCAGGCAGUGGGCAAUAGUGGUAGCAGCAGUGGAGAGGCGGAGCCUGUUUCUGAGCUCCUUUCUGGAGACCAGAAAAUCUGCUGUGGGUUCUUCUUCAAGGAUGACCUGAAGGGCGAAGAGGACAUCGCGCUGAAGAGGGCAGCUCUGCUGGAGAAGAGGCUGCGGAGGGAGAGGGAGGCCCAGCAGAAGAAGCUGGAGCUGGAGGCGGAGCUUGAGCAGAAGAAGGAGUUGGCACGGUUGAAGGCGGAAGAGGAACGUGAGAAGAAGGAAGAUGAGAAGGCGAGGAGGGAGUACAUUAAGCAGGAGUAUCUCAGAAGGAAGCAGCUGAAGCUAAUGGAUGACAUGGACGCGGUCAUUAAGCCCCGCCACUCCAGCACCAAGCAGAAGAAGCCGCGGCCCAAGUCCAUGCACAGGGACAGCGUGGAGUCCCCCAGGAUCCCACCCAGAGCAGGUUCACGGCCUCGUGUCUUCUCGGUCUCAAGCCUGUCCCUGGCCUCGCUCAACCUGGGGGACAAUGACAGCGUCAACUCAGACAGGAGGACGCCUAGAAGCAGUAAAUUAGCCUCUGGCAAUCUAUACUACUUUCUGAACUCUCCAAAAGUGAAAAAGACAAGGCCGGACUCGGCUGACGGCUUCCUGUCCCCCUGCCUGCUGGGAAGCGGGAACGGAGAGAAGGACUGGGAGAACGGCUCCACCACGUCGUCGGUGGCAUCCAACACGGAGUACACAGGGCCCAAGCUGUACAAGGAGCCGAGUGCCAAGUCCAACAAGCACAUCAUCCAGAACGCCCUGGCCCACUGCUGCCUGGCUGGCAAGGUUAAUGAGGGGCAGAAGAACAGGAUACUGGAGGAAAUUGAUAAAUCGGAGGCCAACAACUUCCUGAUCCUCUUUCGAGACUCGGGCUGCCAGUUCCGCUCGCUCUACACGUACUACCCGGAGUCCGAGGAGAUCACCAAGCUGGCGGGCAUCGGGCCCAAGUCCAUCACGCGCAAGAUGAUCGAGAACCUGUACAAGUACAACUCGGACAGGAAGCAGUUCAGCCACAUCCCCGCAAAGACCAUGUCCGCCAGCGUCGACGCCAUAACUAUAUACGGCCACCUGUGGCAAAUCAAGAAAUCGGCCACGCCCAAAAAAGCACUAACACUCAAGUCUUAAUGGAAGGAGGAGCCUUUGUGCAGAACCUUCACGUUCAGUUUCCACUUCACCGCACAUAUCCGUUUGGAUUCGGCGCCCAAAGUGGGUAAUAUACGCUUUUGGGUGUUUGUCUGCCUUUUUCUUUUUUUUUGGAGCGGCAACUGGACGCAGAACUCUUUGUACGUUAUGCACAACUGGAAUGUAGAACACUAUUUAAAACUGUUCGGCUGACUACACGCUUAAGUGCGUGAGAUUGCGGAAGUUCUGGCUAAAUGUAUUGAUGCGCGCGCUGCGUGCAUGUGUGUGGUGUGUGUGCUCGCGUUCUUUCCUGUAUGUGCCAAAAAAGUAAAGAUGUGGAUGCCAUGUUCUUGAUUUCGAACACUUGAAGCACUGAAUGUCAAUCACCUGUACAGACUGAACUUUUCAUAUUAUGCUAACAUUUGUGGCCUUAUGCUUGUUUUAUUUUUUAAUGUGGGUGCUGCGAGUGUGUAUGGUUGUCCCAUGAUAGGAUUUUGUAUGUUGCCAGACUUGUUGCCUUUGUGUGGUUGGACCAUGUCUUGUUAAGUCUGCAUACAUGUGUAACUGGGCUAGCCAAUGGAAGUGACUUCACCACAGUGAGCGAAUUGGGCUGCUAUGACUUUGGCCUAAGGUAAAAGUAAUAUAUGGUGAAAUAUAAAAUCCCAGCCAGAAGGAAUAUAUUUUAAAUACAUGUCAAACAUAUUGCGAGUAUUAGAAAAUAUCUGCAUUUAAUUUUAUACAUUGUUUUUAGAAUAAACUGAAAACUUGCAUUCAUUGUAAGAUGUAAAAUGUAUGUUAUUCUUAAAUAUGUUAGUAUAUUUACAAAGGACAUUCCUUAUAUUUUGGACAUGAUGUUUUGCCAUAUAUUUACUAAUAUUACUUUUCUCAGAAGGGAAAAUAAAUACAGAAUGUUAAGUCACUGCUGAAUUUUAUUCUAGAUUGCAAGAAAACAGCAACAGGGACUCUCCACAAUUUUAAUUUUUUGGUAACUGUACAGAUCAAUUUAAUGCUGUUAGAAACCAAUUAUAUUACUGCCUAUUAAAUAAAAAAGCAUUGUUUUGUUAAAUACAUUAAUAAACAGAUGGUAAGCAAUGUAUAUAACUCUACUAUUUUUGUUUCAAAACAAAAUUCUACCAUUUUGUUUUAAAGUUAAUUCACUUUAUUUAACAAUGUUAAAAUCUGACAUUUAAACAAAUCUAAUUAAACUACAAAUAUUUUAUAUAUAUAUAUUUUAUAUUUUAAUGAUGGCAUAUUUGAAUUUAACACCCUUUUUAAUGCCUGCUUACCAUCUGUUUGCUAAUAGAUAUAAUAAUUUAUUUAGUAGGCAGAAAUGUAUUUAUCAGUGUUGUUCACAGUAUAGUUUGGCAACUAAUUUAAAAUGUCACCUAUUUAUUUAUAUAUGAUGGGCCUUGUAAAGUCCCUCUUCUUUAAGAGUGUUGCAUAAUAUGCUUCCAUAGUUUUAAAAAAAUGUAGAUGAUUAAAGACAAGUGUGUGCAUACUGGUAAUUACAUUUUCACACAAAAUAGGUGGAGUAGACAAUAUUAAACCAUAGACUACAUGGUGAUAAAAAAAUAAAAAAUAAACACAGCCUUUUAUCAUUGAGUAAUAAGGGUCUGUUUACUCAUUAAUAUCAUGGACAAAACUUAGCUUCAAAAUAGAGAACAAAUCUGUUACAUGAAUGUGCAAUUUAAAAAUAAAUAUUAUUGUAAAAUACUUGGAUCAGACGGCAGAGUACUUCAGAGUAUGUUUAGAUAAUCAUCGGUUUAUGUUAAAUAUCCCAUUUAAGCUAGUUCUCUCUGGUAAACAAACAGACUUGACACAAUAAUACAGUCUGAGAAACUUUUCAAGAUUGUUGCUUGAAGUGGUUAAUUUCGGUAGGUACAGGUAUUUUUCUGGGUUAGUGCAUAAACCUUUUGUUUUUACUUCACGUCUGCUCAGUCCAUUCACUAAGUGUUCCUUUGCUGUCCAUCUAUCUUGAUGCAAAAAGCAUUCCAUUUGUAACAGUGUAUGCCAUUAACAGAGACCCUUUGUACCUUUUUGCCACCGCACUGUUACUCCGAGAACAUUUUAAAAACAUGGAGGCUGCAAACAUUAAGACUAAGACUGCUGAGGCCUUGCUGGAGAGCCAUAUCAUAACUUUGGUUUCUUUGUAAUUCUUGAAUAACAGUUUCCAUUGUUAGUUGUAACUAAUGCCCAUCCCAUUCUACAAUGCAGCCAGCAGCCACUUCUUUCACUGUUCUGAGCUGUGCAUUGACUGUGCUGCUGGAGGAUUGCAUUACUGAUGCAGCUGGUGCAGGCAAAUUGAAGAGGCCGCAUCUACAGUACCACUGGUGGCACAAUGAGGUGUGGCAUACACCCUGCCAACUGAAACCUUCCCUCCCUAGGCAACGCUGCAGCAAAUUAUGAGUUGCUGCACUGGAGUUCCGACGGGUUUAUUUUCUAUGAGGAUCUAAACGGGGAACAAGCCUCUUCGAUUUGUUUGUGGAAACCAACACUUUAGUGAGUGAGAGUCAUGAGAAUUGUCUGCCGCUGUUGGUGUUGAUCAUUCAUGUUUUUUUAAUCAUGUUCAUGUGUUUUUGUUGCAUAUGUUCUUUUUGUAUAUUUGAUGAAAUUAUAAAAAUGCACAUUUUCAUCGAGACUGGUGGCUCUGAAUUACUUGGUAGGCCUAUGGAUAUUUAGGCUUUAAAUUACGCAAAUUCAGCUUUUAAAUGCACGGAUGCCACAAAGUAUGACGACAUUAUGCGCAAGGUAUUGAGAAGAUAUAGGAUAUGCUAUUUUUCAGUGAAAUUAUACCCUGCUGAAACCUUUCCACAUGGAUCAGCCUAGGUUAGAAAAUACAAAAUGCAAAUACCGCAAACUGGCAAAGUUUCACAAGCAUGUGAAGUAGUCUUAUGUUGUUUCAAAAUCUAAGCAGCGUUUACUUUUCUCUGAACCAGAAAUGUGUCCAUGCAAAGCGCAUGUGAGAUUUUUUCUUUAAAGAAAAAAUCAAAUCGUACAGUGUGGUUUGUCGCAUAUAGUACAUCUAAACACAAAUCAGUCAUCGUCAUUUCUUGACCUGUUGAUAGUCUUGUCACAACAGUGUAUGUAGGCCUGCCAUCAAAUUUUCUGUGAUGUGUCGUAGGCCUGUGUCACUUAGUCAUGGUUUUUUGUGAGUUAGGCAACUGGAAGAUCUGCAGGUGGCAGGUUUGAAUGUUAUUUUUAUCGGUCUACACUGUAAGAGUUCAAUUAACACGGAACAUUUUACAGUGUAGGCCGCUGAAUUUCCCACAGAAGUUCACACAGAAAUGGUGUGCUUAUUAAAAAUGUUCUUGUCUGAAUUUCUUUUAAAUAAUUUUAAAUAUUAAGCAGGUUAAAUUUACAUUAUAAUGUACUAGCUAUUUGUAGAUGAACAUUGAUUAUUUUCAUUUUUCCCAGUUGUUUUUAUAAGGCCUAGAAUAUCUUGAAAUGAGAUGCCUAGGUCACAAAUGAAUAUUUGUCUUAAAACUAAGAAUUCAGCCAUGUAUUCUUACAGAAAACACACUUAAUAUUAUAUUUUAUUAGGCUAACUAACCAUCUUUCAUUUCGUUCUAAUUUGUGCUAAUCUAGCCAAGAAAUAUCAGUUUCAGUUUUCAAACUGAAACCUGCUCAGUUUCAUAAUUGAUGAAAGGUGUUGUAGGACAGCUAAUAUCAUAUUCAUUCGUGGUCAUAUUCAUAUUUGGCUGUUUAAAGUCAAAAUGAAUAGCUUUCAGUUGUAAAUAGGUACUGUUGAAUAUUGUUUAAUGAUGUGCUACUCUGUCUACCACGAUGAAGUAUAGCUUCCGUAUACCUUAAGAGGCUGUGCUGUUGUAUAAUGUCAACAUAUUGCUGAAAGAACUUGUAUUUUAUUAUUUUUAUUUUAUUUUUUGCUUUGAAUAAAAUCAAGCAUGGCCUCAA